AUGCAGCUUUACAGGUCCAUUACCUUCGUUUUUACGCCAGCAAUUCUUACCCUGGCAGGGCUAGCUAGUUCUUCCGACGCUUUUGAUGGUCAAUCACGAAGAGGUUCACACGUUGAUCGGCCAAACAUAAAGCCACACCCUCUCCAUCCAGGCAAACAGUUCCCUCAUUCUCCUCCCCGUGACGCUUCUAAGUAUUGCUUCGUCAAGCCUAGUUGCUCCCACAUUGACGACUCUCCUAAUAUUCUCGAAGCAUUUCAGAGAUGCAAUCAUGGAGGGACAGUCGUUUUCGACGCGACCUAUAUCAUCGCCUCGCCCUUAGAUUUAACCUUUCUCGAUAGAGUUGAUGUGGCAAUUUUAGGCACGAUUGGCUUCAACAACAACAUCAGUUACUGGACAGAACACUCUUUCAAGUAUGAGUAUCAGAACUCCUCAGCAAUGUGGAGGUUCGGAGGAAAGGAUGUGAACAUCUACGGCCUUGGCGACGGCCUGAUUGAUGGAAACGGUCAGGCCUGGUAUGAUGCUUUCGCGGCAAAUCCUUCACUCCAGAGACCUAUCUUGUUUGUUCUUGAUGGUCUUCACGGCGGCUCAGUCAGCGGCCUGCAGAUGAAAAACCCACCUAUGUGGUUCAAUUUCAUAGCGAAUAGCUCUGAAAUAGUUGUGAGCGACAUCAAAUUGAAUGUAGAGAGCACAAACGGCAAUCCAGCAAAGAACACGGAUGGCUGGGAUACGUAUCGCUCUGACUCUAUUGUCCUACAAGACUCUAUCAUUAACAAUGGGGAUGACUGUGUGUCUUUCAAGCCAAAUAGUACCAAUAUUGUUGUGCAGGGCCUUCAAUGCAACGGCUCACACGGUAUCUCAGUCGGUUCAUUGGGUCAGUACAUUAACGAGUUUGACAUUGUCGAGAAUGUCUAUGUUUAUAACAUAUCCAUGAGUAAUGCCUCAGAUGGGGCACGAAUCAAGGUUUGGCCAGGGUCUUACACUCCAUUUCAACCGUCUUUAUCUGGGGGUGGCGGCUCAGGAUACGUUAUGAACGUGACGUACGAUGGUCUAUACAAUUCAAAUAAUGACUGGGCAAUUGAGCUUACUCAGUGCUACGGGUCUACAAAUCUCACCUUGUGCAAUGAGUACCCAUCAAAUAUGACCAUCUCCAACGUCAUAUUUAAAAAUAUGUGGGGAACUACGUCAAAGAAGUACGACCCCAAGGUCGGCACACUGGUGUGCAGCACGCCCUCGACGUGCAGCAAUAUACGAGCUCAAAACAUUACGGUACAGCCUCCUUCUGGGAAGCCGGCGCAAUGGAUUUGCAACAAUGUGAAUAAUACACUCCUAGAUAUAAACUGUGUUGCACAGGAGAGUUAG
Molecule: messenger RNA, 1359 nt
Organism: Trichoderma virens Gv29-8
Lineage: Eukaryota; Fungi; Ascomycota; Sordariomycetes; Hypocreales; Hypocreaceae
Product: glycoside hydrolase family 28 protein
Exons: 5
Coding region: 1-1359 (452 amino acids)
Biological process (GO): carbohydrate metabolic process
Molecular function (GO): polygalacturonase activity
Source: RefSeq, a predicted model, not a curated record